AUGAUAGAAGUCGCCCUUGAGGAUGGGGACAUCACCAACACGCUGGAUGCUUAUCCCAUGCACGUCAAGGUCCUCCAUCUUGGCUCACUGCAGAUGAAACACGACAAAAUCAAGCCCUCUACCACAUCACCCAUCCAACCUAUUUCCUGGUACCGGAAAGUUGACGACACAAGACCCAUCCUAAAACAAGACCAAGACCCAGCCCUGCUACUACAACAUCUUAACCAACAACACCCCCGAGUACAGAUCACCAUCGAAAUAGAAAAGACCAACCAACUACCCUUCCUAGAUGUCCUUGUCUCCAGAACCCAAACAAACAGAAUCUACACCAGUGUCUAUCGGAAGCCCACCCACACCGACCAGAACAUCCACUUCAACUCCAACCAUCCCCUCAGAACUAAGACUGGCAUCAUCUCCACCCAUACUAAACGAGCCAUCAACCUUUCUACUGCUGACCCCAAACCUGAGAUCAAACACCUCCGCCAAGUCUCCAUGCACCUCAACAACUAUCCACUCAAUCUCGUCGACAAAGUCAUCUCCUCAGUACUCCAUCCCACACCCAGAUCUGCGACCCUUAAACCCGAAUCAGCGCCCUUCCGCAUAGGAAAAUCCUCCCACAUCAUCAGCCGCCUACUCAAACAGCAAGCCAACAUUGACACCUUCUUCACCAGUUCCACCCUCCAUAUCCUACUAAGAGCCAGAACACAACCAAACCCCAAGAGCCUAAAGGUGCAGUUUACAAAAUUGACUUCAACUGUGGACAAUCUUAUGUAG
Molecule: messenger RNA, 774 nt
Organism: Haliotis rufescens (red abalone)
Lineage: Eukaryota; Metazoa; Mollusca; Gastropoda; Lepetellida; Haliotidae
Exons: 2
Coding region: 1-774 (257 amino acids)
Source: RefSeq, a predicted model, not a curated record